Fusarium vanettenii 77-13-4 is the source of this 1572-nucleotide messenger RNA. RefSeq lists its product as uncharacterized. The transcript is spliced from 2 exons. Bases 1 to 1572 code for a protein of 523 amino acids. Gene Ontology annotation, molecular function: transmembrane transporter activity. Lineage: Eukaryota; Fungi; Ascomycota; Sordariomycetes; Hypocreales; Nectriaceae. Gene Ontology annotation, cellular component: membrane. Gene Ontology annotation, biological process: transmembrane transport. The record is from RefSeq and is a predicted model, not a curated record.
AUGGAUUGCCAUUUCCUGGAUCAAGACGAGAUCGAACUCCUCGGCCGGAGGCGACCUCCAGUCUUUUCAUCCUGGCUCAUCGAGAUGGGUUUCGUCUUUGCCGUUGUCGGAUCCCUCGUCAUGAGUGAGUACGCCAUCAGUGGCUUCAACGUCGCCCUGCCGUCGCUCACAAAGACCCUCAACAUACCCGACUCGGCGAGGACCUGGCCUGCUGCCGUCCCCAACCUCACCACUUCGGCCUUGCUCAUCCCAUUCGCCCGCGUCUGUGACCGAUAUGGGGGCCGUCUCGUCUUUCUGGCUGGCCAUCUCUGGCUGCUCAUAUGGUCCCUCAUCUGCGGCUUUAGCCAGAACCUGACCAUGCUCAUCGUCUGUCGUGCCAUGCAAGGAAUCGGAUCAGCCGCCUUUCUCCCCGCUAGCCUGGCGUUGCUUGGGCAGACGUAUAGACCCGGACCGAGGAAGAACAUCGUCUUUAGUAUAUAUGGUGCGUUCGGGUGUAUUGGCUUCUACUUUGGCAUCGUCAUUGGCGCUGUGUCGUCCGAGAAACUUGGUUGGCGAUGGUUCUUCUGGAUAGGCACUUUUUGUAGCCUCCUUAUCAUCAUCAUCGGUCGCCUCUCGAUUCCUUCCAACCUCGGCGGCUCGAACCCGGAUGUCAAGAUGGACUGGCCUGGACUCUUGACCAUUGUGCCUGGCGUCUCGCUUGUUGUGUAUGCCAUCACUGACAGCGGCCGAGCACCUCACGGAUGGCGAACUUCCUACAUCCUCAUCACCUACAUCCUUGGCAUGCUGCUGCUCGUCGCAGCGGUAUAUGUUCAAGGGUGGGUCUCCAAACACCCGUUACUCCCUGCUGAGCUCUUCCGCCCCAAGUAUAUGAAGAGACUUGUCGCAUGCCUGUUCAUCGAGUAUGGCGUAUUUGGGUUGUAUCUCUUUUAUGCCAGCUUUUAUAUGGAGGAAGUCCUCAAAGCGUCGCCUCUCCAAGCAGCCGUGUGGUUCGCCCCAUUGCCCAGCCUGGGGCUUGUGUUGGCACUUAUAAGCGGAUUCAUAUUGCAUUUGGUACCCGGUCGCAUCCUGAUGAUCAUCUCAGGCUUUGGGUUCUUCGCUUCUGUCCUGCUAUUCGCUCUCAUGCCUGAGACGAGUGGAUCGAAGUGGCGUGCGUACUGGUCAUACGUCUUCCCUGCCAUGCUUUGCUCCACGAUUGGUGUAGACAUCGUUUUCAACGUGACCAAUGUCUUUAUCACCACUUCGCAGCCUCGAAGGCUUCAAGCCGUGGCCGGAGCCCUGUGUAACAGCUUGCUGUAUCUGGGCAUCGCCUUUUGGCUGGGAGUCAGCGAGCUCGCAGUAGCUGCGGCGAAAGAGGUUCAACGAAUUGACAAGAUGGAUCGGCGACAGCAAAACCAGAUCGGCUUCUGGACAGCCACUGGCCUUGCGUCUGUGUCUGUGAUCCUGGUCUUCACCAUCAAGCUGGGACAGGCGACAGCUGAAUUGACGGCGGACGAGAAGAUCGAGUUGCAGCAGCGGGAGCCCAACAAAUGCGUCGACUUUGAAGACACGUCGGCGGGAGUAGAGAUUGGUUGA